UUGUUUUAUUCUGACAUGUAGCCGGAUGUUAUGAAUUACGUCAGCGGAAGAGUUUCCUUUUGCCAUACACGUGAAGCCGAAGAAGUCGGAGAAGGUUUAAGUAAUGUCUAAAGCUAAACAAAAACGGGCUAAACGCCUAGGCUUCCUCGGCAAGUGUAAGGCUCAAAAGUGUGAUUCGUCCGGACGGAAAAAGAUUACAGAGCAGUCGUUUGUGAAACAUGUCAAAGACCAGAGGAGACCGGAGGAAAUCAGGAAACAAAGGCUUCAAGACCUCCAGGAAAAGCAAAAAAUGUCCAGAGAACGAGAGAUGAUGAAAAGGAGAAACUUGCAGAGCUUUCAGAGUGACAUUCUUCAGCGACAGAGAGCGUUUGAGCAGAGGGAGACUGAAAUGCAGAGUUUGGAAGGAAACCUAAAUUUUGAAAAUGAGAAUUCAAGAAAGGCAUAUUACAGAGAAUUCAGAAAGGUUGUAGAAGCCGCAGAUGUGAUUUUAGAAGUUUUGGACGCAAGGGACCCUCUUGGCUGCAGAUGUCCUCAGGUGGAGCAGGCUGUCAUUCAAAGUGGACUCAACAAAAAGAUAGUUUUAGUUCUUAAUAAAAUUGAUCUUGUCUCCAAAGACAUUGUGGAGAAAUGGAUUAAGUAUCUUCGUAAUGAGUUUCCCACGGUAGCUUUUAAAGCAUCUACUCAACAACAAAACAAGAACUUGAAACGCAGCAGUGUUCCAGUGACACAGGCCACCACGGAGCUCCUCAGCAGCAGUGCCUGCAUUGGUGCAGACUGUUUAAUGAAGUUACUGGGCAACUACUGCCGCAACCUAGACAUAAAGACAGCCAUCACUGUAGGCGUAGUAGGUUUUCCUAAUGUGGGAAAGAGUAGUUUGAUCAACAGUCUAAAACGAGCACGAGCUUGUAACGUUGGAGCGACACCUGGUGUGACCAAGUGCCUUCAGGAGGUGCAUUUGGACAAACACAUCAAGCUUCUGGACUGCCCUGGCAUCGUAAUGGCAACUUCAACAUCUGACGCUGCAAUGAUCCUUCGGAACUGUGUGAAGAUCGAACAGCUGGUCGAUCCCCUUCCGCCUGUUGAAGCCAUCCUCCGACGCUGCAACAAGGCACAGAUCAUGGAGCACUACAGCGUUCCAGACUUUCACACGGCUUUGGAGUUCUUGGCAUUGCUUGCUCGGCGCCAGGGCAAACUGAGAAAGGGAGGACUGCCCGAUACUGACAAGGCAGCAAAGAGUGUGUUAAUGGAUUGGACAGGGGGAAGAAUCAGCUACUUCACACACCCUCCAGAGACACACACUCUCCCAACACACAUUAGUGCUGAGAUCGUUACAGAGAUGGGUAAAGCUUUUGACUGGGAUGAGCUGGAAAAAGGAAACGAGGAGGUUCUUGCAGAGUCAUCUUGUCCUGAUGUCCAAAUGGGAUUCUGCAUGGAAACCACUGGAAUGACACAGGGAGGGCAAAGUCAAGGUGUGUGUUACCUGGAAAUGGACAGAGGGUGUCUGGAAGACACAGCGUUGAAAGGUGAAACCGAAUCUAUGGAGGACGACCAGGACCCAGAGUUUGGGCCAAUGACGGUGGAGAUAAAAUCACAGAAGUCAAAGACAUGUCAACCUGCAAAUGAGACUGCAGCCAGGGCUCCGGAUUUGAAGGACAUCUUUAGUGUGGACCCUCUGCAGCAGGGCCAGGCACUGCUGGCUGCCUGCAAGAAGAGGAAGAAAAAACAGAAAAGAGCUGAGAAAAUUGCCACCAAACUCUCAGACAUUUUGACAUCUUCAAUGGACUUUUCAUUUGCAGACCACUAAUUAAAAAAAGAAAUUAAACCUA
Betta splendens (Siamese fighting fish) is the source of this 1826-nucleotide messenger RNA. RefSeq names its product guanine nucleotide binding protein-like 3 (nucleolar)-like (gene gnl3l). Gene Ontology annotation, molecular function: GTP binding. The record is from RefSeq and is a predicted model, not a curated record. Bases 104 to 1804 code for a protein of 566 amino acids. The transcript is spliced from 15 exons. Lineage: Eukaryota; Metazoa; Chordata; Actinopteri; Anabantiformes; Osphronemidae. Gene Ontology annotation, cellular component: nucleolus.